UCUAGCUCUCCUUGCGAUUGAAUGGCUGUGAAGAGACCACAGCAAGAACAGAGCAAACUUAAAACUGGCAAAGCUUUCCUUCUCUCUCAAGUUUUAGCCUUGCUCUUCAGAUAAAGAUUGCAUUUGUCAAGGAAUGUUUCCAAUUUUAUGUCAAUUUGUAGAAGCUGCAGUCAGUUCAGAACUGAAGUCAGUGGGCACUUCUCUGUCAAUUUUGUGUAAAAAUGCAAGCUUUAAGUAUCUGGCCAUUAAAUGUUGGCUCUUUGGUAGUGCCCCAUUUGGAUUUUGAGCUUGGUUCUUCUUGUUUUGCAUCUACUAAACCUAGCAGCAGAAAAAAAUGGAGUCUUGCUGAGAGUAGAGGUCCUAGUUUCUUAUUACUUUCAAGCUAUUCAAGGUUUAGUCGGAGUGGGACUUGUUAUAGGAACUUGAAUUGUAGCUUGAGAUGUGGAUUUCUCUGUUGGUACUCUGAAUUGAAAGUUGUUCUCUUUUGUGAGCCAAAGAGAGGUUCUUCUCGUGGGUUGGUUGCAUUAGCUUGGGCAUUGGAGCAGCAAGAAAUUGGGAAUGAACUUGAGAGAGAAGAAUCACAUUCAAGGGAUGGUGAUAAUGGCAGUGAAGAUAAAAAUGAGGAAAUGGAUGCUAGUAGUGAGGGGGAAGUUGAGUUGGAGGAGAGUGCAAGGCUUGAUGUUCGAGCAUUGGCUUCUAGUUUACAGUUUGCUAAAACUGCAGAUGACAUAGAAAAGGUUCUUAAAGAUAUGGAUGAGUUGCCCCUUCAGGUACAUUCAAGCAUGAUUAAAGGUUUUGGGAGGGACAAUUACAUGGAUGCUGCAAUGGCUCUUGUUGAGUGGCUCAAAAGAAAGAAGAAUGAAAGUGGUGGUAGUGUUGGCCCUAACCUUUUUAUAUACAACAGCUUAUUGGGUGCUGUGAAACACUCUAAACAAUUUAGGGAAAUGGAGAAAAUCUUGAAGGAUAUGGAAGAGGAGGGGGUUAUUCCUAAUAUUGUUACUUACAAUGUUUUGAUGGCUAUUUUUUUAGAGCAAGGAGAAGCUACAAAGGCCCUUAAUGUUCUUGAAGAAAUUCAGGAAAAGGGCUUCAGUCCAUCACCAGUGUCCUAUUCUACUGCCUUGUUGGCUUAUCGAAGAAUGGAAGAUGGAAAUGGAGCACUGAAGUUCUUUAUUGAAUUAAGAGAAAAAUAUGUGAAAGGAGACAUAGGAAAAGAUGCUGAUGAAAAUUGGGAAUACGAAUUUGUUAAGCUUGAGAAUUUCACAGUUCGCAUUUGCCAACAAGUCAUGCGACGAUGGCUUGUUAAGGAUGAAAACUUAAGUACCAAUGUGCUGAAACUCCUGAGAGAUAUGGACAAUGCUGGGCUUAAACUUAGUAAGGAAGAUUAUGAGCGUAUUAUAUGGGCUUGUACCUGUGAAGAACAUUAUGUCGUUGCCAAAGAACUGUACAGCAGGAUUAGAGAAAGGCAUUCUGAAAUAAGCUUAUCUGUGUGUAACCAUCUGAUUUGGCUAAUGGGGAAGGCUAAGAAGUGGUGGGCUGCUUUGGAGGUUUAUGAGGAAUUAUUGGACAAAGGACCAAGUCCUAAUAACUUGUCAUAUGAAUUGGUCAUGUCUCACUUUAAUAUAUUACUUACAGCAGCCAGGAAAAGAGGAAUAUGGAGAUGGGGUGUUAGGUUGCUUAAUAAGAUGGAAGACAAAGGCCUUAAACCCGGCAGUAGGGAGUGGAAUGCAGUGCUUGUGGCAUGUUCCAAGGCUUCAGAAACUACUGCUGCUGUGCAGAUAUUUAGGAGAAUGGUGGAGCAAGGAGAAAAGCCCACCAUCAUCUCAUAUGGUGCAUUGCUCAGUGCCCUUGAAAAGGGUAAACUCUAUGAUGAGGCCCUCAGGGUGUGGGAUCAUAUGAUAAAGGUUGGUGUUAAACCCAACUUGUAUGCCUACACAAUCAUGGCUUCAAUUGUCACUGGAAAAGGAAAUUUUAGAAUGGUUAAUGCAGUCUUUCAAGAGAUGGCAUCAUCUGGCAUUGAGCCAACAGUUGUCACAUACAAUGCAAUUAUUAGUGGUUGUGCUCGGAGUGGCAUGAGCAGCGCAGCAUAUGAAUGGUUUCACCGGAUGAAAGUCCAGAACAUCUCACCAAAUGAGAUCACUUAUCAGAUGCUGAUUGAGGCUCUGGCAAAGGAUGGUAAACCAAGGCUUGCGUAUGAGUUGUACUUGAGAGCUCAUAAUGAGGGCCUUAACCUCUCCUCAAAGGCUUAUGAUGCUGUUGUGCAGUCAUCUCAAGUCUAUGGAGCAACUACUGACUUAAGUGUUUUGGGACCCAGGCCACCGGACAAGAAGAAGAAAGUUCAAAUUAGGAAAACUUUGACUGAAUUCUGUAACUUAGCCGAUGUUCCUCGAAGAAGUAAACCAUUUGAUAGGAAGGAAAUUUACAUCCCAAAGAAAGGAGGAGACCAAUAAGCAUUUAGCUACCGUCUACAACUGAAACUUUUACAUGCUUGUACAUUUGGAUUAUUAGCUUUAAAAACCAGAAUGAAAUACAGCAAUUUACAGCUCCUAUUUGCAUUAAGAAAA
Messenger RNA from Theobroma cacao (cacao), 2561 nucleotides. Its product is annotated as Pentatricopeptide repeat (PPR-like) superfamily protein. NCBI's taxonomy places the organism in Eukaryota, Viridiplantae, Streptophyta, Magnoliopsida, Malvales, Malvaceae. Gene Ontology annotation, molecular function: protein binding. The record is from RefSeq and is a predicted model, not a curated record.